Molecule: messenger RNA, 3378 nt
Organism: Anolis carolinensis (green anole)
Lineage: Eukaryota; Metazoa; Chordata; Lepidosauria; Squamata; Anolidae
Gene: aldh1a3
Product: aldehyde dehydrogenase 1 family member A3
Exons: 13
Coding region: 68-1612 (514 amino acids)
Molecular function (GO): aldehyde dehydrogenase (NAD+) activity
Source: RefSeq, a predicted model, not a curated record
GGGCGCGGCGCGGCUCCUGCUCGGCGUCUCUCCUCUCGGUCCAUCUCCUUCUGCAUCUCCGGGCGACAUGGCUGCGGCGCUGAACGGGACCCUGGUGAACGGGCAGCCCGAGAAGGAGGCGCCCCCGACCCUGCCCCGCCCCCUCCGGAGCCUGCAGGUCCGCUUCACCCAGAUUUUCAUUAACAAUGAGUGGCAUGAGUCGAAGAGUGGGAAGAAAUUCCCCACCUUUAACCCUUCAAAGGGCGAGAAGAUCUGUGAUAUCGAAGAGGGGGACAAGCCUGAUGUUGACAAAGCCGUGGAAGCAGCAAAGGCGGCUUUCCAAAGAGGAUCCCCAUGGCGGCAAAUGGAUGCCGUGAGCCGAGGGAGGCUUCUCAACAAAUUGGCCGAUCUCAUUGAGCGAGACCGCGUGCUGUUAGCCACCCUCGAAACCAUGGACACAGGGAAGCCAUUUCUCCAAGCUUUCUUCAUUGACUUAGAAGGCUGCAUAAAGACGCUGAGAUACUACGCUGGGUGGGCUGACAAAAUCCAAGGAAAGACCAUACCAGUGGAUGACAAUUAUGCCUGUUUUACCAGACAUGAGCCAGUGGGAGUUUGCGGGGCCAUCACACCUUGGAACUUCCCUUUGCUGAUGCUGAUUUGGAAGAUGGCGCCCGCUCUCUGCUGCGGAAACACUUUGGUCGUGAAGCCUGCUGAGCAGACCCCGCUGACUUCCCUGUAUGUUGGUUCGCUAAUCAAGGAGGCAGGGUUCCCCCCCGGAGUAGUGAACAUUGUGCCGGGAUACGGCCCCACGGCGGGCGCUGCCAUCUCGACACAUCCCCAGGUGGACAAAAUAGCCUUCACCGGAUCAACAGAGGUUGGGAAGCUGAUCAAAGAAGCGGCUUCAAAGAGUAACCUGAAGAGAGUGACGCUGGAGCUGGGUGGGAAGAACCCGUGCAUUGUCUGCGCAGAUGCUGACCUGGACCUGGCCGUGGACUGUGCGCACCAGGGCGCCUUCUUCAACCAGGGCCAGUGCUGCACGGCGGCCUCUCGGGUCUUCGUGGACGAGCGGGUCUACCCGGAAUUUGUCCGGCGCAGCGUGGAAUAUGCCCAGAAGCGGCUGGUGGGAGACCCCUUCGAUGCCAAAACCGAACAAGGGCCACAGAUCGACCAGAAACAGUUUGAGAAGAUCUUGGAAUUGAUAGAAAGCGGGAAGAAGGAAGGAGCGAAGCUGGAGUGCGGUGGCUUGGCGAUGGGGGGCUGCGGCCUGUUCAUAACGCCGACCGUCUUUUCGGAAGUCACCGACAGCAUGCGCAUUGCCAGGGAAGAGAUCUUUGGACCUGUGCAGCCUAUCAUGAAGUUUAAAAGUAUGGAGGAAGUCAUCCAGAGAGCCAACAACACAGAAUAUGGACUCACGGCAGCCGUCUUUACCAAGAGCUUGGAUACAGCACUGACAUUAGCAUCUGCACUGCAGUCUGGGACUGUCUGGAUCAACUGCUACAAUUCCCUCUUUGCAGAAGCUCCCUUUGGUGGUUUUAAAAUGUCGGGAAAUGGCCGAGAACUCGGCGAAUAUGCUCUGAGUGAAUACACCGAAGUGAAGACCAUCACCAUUAAGCUCUCGCAGAACACUCACUGAGCGAGGGAUACCCGGAGACCGAAAACUGACACUCUGAAUGUUGAUAUCUAUAGUAACUGGAUGGAUGGAGGGAGGGAGGGAGCGACAAUUUGGGGGAAAGUGAUAGUAGCGCUGCCUUUUCUUUGAAAACCCAACCACACCUUGUUGCGUGAUCCAGUUCCAAAGUCAACUUAACUGGCUUUCCAAAAUGCACAACGAGUGACGUUGUCGUCCGUCUCCUACAUAGCACACUUCAGUGGCAGGGGACCUUGAUCUCCAGCAGUGUGGCAGGAGAGCCCAUAUGGCCUUAAGAGACUAGGGUUAGAAAUCGUGGCAUCUUCCAGAUGUUGUCAAACUACAACUUCCUUACUCGCUUUUGACAAUCCAAGCUAGGAUGCCUUGGAGGUGUUUAUCAACAACAUCUGGAAAGUCGGAUGAUCCCACGCCUGCUGUGGAUCAAGGUAUUCCCGGUCAGAAGGGCCAAAUGUAUUCAGCAAAGCCCUGUGAACAAAACAACUCCAUGUGUUGUCGAAGGCUUUCAUGGCCGGAAUCACAGGGUUGGAACUCCACUUGCUUUUGCUAUUGUGUCUCACAUUCUCCAAAUUCCGUCAUCUCAAGUUGUUUAAACGAUCCAAGAAAUGGGUUACUGUGAGUUUUCCUGGCCAUAUUCCAGAAGCAAUCUCUCCUGACAUUUUGCCCACAUCUAUGGCAGGCAUCCUCAGAGGUUGUGAGGUCUGUUGGAAACUAGGCAAGUGGGGUUUAUAUAUCUGUAGGGCGAGAAAAAGAACUUAGCUGUUGGAGGUAAGUGUGAAUGUUGCAGCUGGCCAAUUUGAUUAGCAUUGAAUGGCCUUGCAGGUUCAAACCCUGGCUGCUUCCUGCCUGAGGGAAUCCUUUGUUGGGAGGUUUUAGCUGUCCCUGAUUAUUUCCUGUCAGCUAACACCACUCAGCAAAGAAUUCCCCCCCAGGGAGGAUGCAGCAAGGCUUUGAAGCUGCGAGGCUAUUCAGUGCUAAUUAAGCUGGCCAAUGGCAACAUUCACACUUGAGUUCUUUCUCCCACCCUGGAUAUUAUUCCAUAGAUAUAUAAACCCCACUUCCCUAGUUUCCAACAGACCUCACAACCUCUGAGGAUGCCUGCUAUAGAUGUGGGUGAAACAUCAGGAGAGAAUGCUUCUGGAACAUGGCCAUACAGCUCGGAAAACUCAAAGCAACCCACUGAUUCCGGCCAUGAAAGCCUUAGACAAGGCCAUGAAAGCCUUAGCACCAUUGGAAAGCGUAUGUUGGACUACAACUCCCAGGUGCUCUGGUUGGGGGACAAUGGGAAUUGUAUUCAAAAAUAUAUUAAAUAUCCUGAGCUUUGCAUCAAGAACAUUCCAUCCAGUUUGAAUGGCUGACACUUAGAAAUUGGCAUCGGAAGUUCAUUUUCUUUUCUGACCUAAAUGUCUUAUAACUUCUUACUGUAACAUAUAUAUCUCUACACACUGAAUUUUUCUACGUUGGAUAUUAAAAUAUCAUUAGGGCACUAAUUGUAAAGUAUCGUACAAUCCCAUAGAGCCUUUUAUAUUCUUUCAUUGCAUGUUAGUGCUUUUUUUUCUAUGUAUGAAAUAUUACUUCUAAAUGUUUUUAAAAUAUAUAUAUAAAUAUAUUUAUAAACUAGAACACAAUUAAUCUAAUGUAUUUUUUAUUGCUGAUUGUACAUGGAAAUGUUAUGUCUGUUUUUAAUUGGAAACUCUUGUAAUAUUAGCUCUACAAUUAUUAAUUAAAGAGAGAGUUUUGUGAUGAGCUUGAAA